GUCAAAGGAGCGAAGAGAAUGUAGCAUGGCGACGACAGAGGCGUGCAGAGCCCGUUGAAACCAGAAAACAGCACUCCGAUUCAUAGCUUUCGCUGUUUCGGUGCACGAUGGCUGCCAGUGCCGCCGCCCAGGUGAGAGAAGAGGGAGCUGGAGGCCAAGCAAAUCCCUACAUCAUGACGUGAACUAUUUGUGCUGUCUGUGUGGUUUGUCGUCCGGCCUGGUGCAGAUGAGCGCAGUGAUUCAGGCGCAGCUGCUGCCUCAGGUACAAGGCUAUCGGCUGAAGCAGGCUCAGGUAGCCAGCUAACCAACACACAUACCAACUCGUCCAUUCCAUGCGGUGCAUCCAAAGCUCAUCGGCUGCUUGUGUGUGUGGUGUGCAGGUCAACAGCUGCAUUGAUCAACUCCUGCAGAUGGACACCGCAGCUUCGAUGGCACCACUGGUGCGGCAGGCUGCCAAACAGCACACUGACAACCGGAGCACAAAGGCCUCUGUGUCAUGUUGCUCUCGUCUUGGUGAGUUAUUCGUCAGAUGGUGGAUAAGGUGAGUCGUCAAUUUGCUGCUGCGUCCGAGCUGCUGGCCGAGUUGACAGACACCAUCAACUCGACCAUCGCACUGACAAGACAUCGCCGCACACAGGUGAGUGGGGGAGUGACCACAGGCAGGCACAAGCACAAGACCCACACUGAUGUAGUGCGCACGUCGCAUGUGCUGUGUGUGUGCAUGUCUUUCUGUUUGCAAUCAGGCGCGACGGUGGCACCUGACUGACAUCCCUGCCAACCCCAUGAGCAUCAUCCUGGCACUGUCUGACCUCAUCACGAUCGCCCACCUCAAGUCGGCAGCCCGACCCAUCAGAAAUGCCCUCCGACCGAUCGUCCGCCGCCUUCGGCUGCCGAAGGCCAUCAAGCGGGUGGGGGUGAGCGGUGUGGUGUAGUUCGACGAUCAGCUGAGCCACAGCGAUGUGGUGAAGGCCAUGUGGGUGGUUGAGGAGGGGGGCGAGGGCGGCUGGGGGGAGGUGGGCGGCACGCUCAGACUCGCUGAGCAUUGCGGCUCUUGUCAGCUGCCGGUCACAGUGGGUGCUUCUGACCUGCAGACACACGCCACCAAAGGCGGUAAGCACGACACACAGAAGAGGCAAUGGGUGAGCUGCUGGAUGGGUGUUUGGGUGCAGGAUUUCUUGGCGCUGUUCCGUGUGUUUGCGCAGUGGAUGCUCGUCGGCCGCUAUGUGGCCUUCCGCCGCCCCACCGGCCAGCAGGACGGCACACUAGAGCUGUUCCGCCACACCAAUGAGAUCCGCGUCAUCCGCAGCGAGCCCACCUUCACCAUCGCCAUCAACCCGCCCCUCCCCCUCCCCACCGGCCGCCCCGUCCAUCCCUUCUCACAGCACCCCUUCACCCACCACGCCAAGCCACACGACCCGCCAGUCCGCAGCCGCAUUGUGUGGCAUGCUGGUGUGGGCUGGGGGACGGUCGGUGCCAACGACGGGCCUCUUUACGCAUCAGCGAGCUCCAUGCUGAAGGGGCUGCUGCUGAGUCACCGGCUGCUGGCUGUGGGCGGCUUCACCGACUCGCCAGCAGUGGUGGUGGACCGGUCAGUGGAAGGAAGGCGCGCAGUGAGAGGGCGAAUGGCUAUGUGGUGCGUCAUUGAUGUGUGUGUCAGGCGUGUGCGUGGUGGCCACCUCGACCGCAUCAUGACCCAAUCGCUGCACAGGCCCCUCGACGAGUGCUCACUCGUACUGGCGUUCGAAUGGGCCAAUGGGGUGUGUGGGCACUCGCACGUGCUGACGUCAUCCAACGACCCAUUCAUCGCAUGGAUUCUCUUUCGUAUCCAGCCGGGCGACCACCGAAACGGUACGCAUACACAUUGACAACACAUCCAUGCUGUCGUGUCGUUUGAUCAUCCGCUCUGCUGUUGUCUUUGUGCAGUGCGCGUCAUCAUCAGUACCAGCGAGGCUGCAGCAACAGGUGUUGCCCAUGACGCCCCCUUCGCCCAGCGGUUCCCCCUGACGGCCGCCAGGGUGCGUCCGGCCCUCGACCCCAUCGCGGCCAUCGUGCUCGACGGCCAGGCGCCUUAGGUACAGGGUGGGAACCACCCAGAUGAUGCACACCGUACCUGGUGAUACGGAUUGUGUGGGUAUUGGGGUGUGUUCUGCAGGCUGACUGGCGUCAAGGAACGCCACAGAAGUAGCUGACUGACUGACUGACUG
Messenger RNA from Vitrella brassicaformis, 2204 nucleotides. Lineage: Eukaryota; Vitrellaceae. The record is from the annotation of a GenBank genome assembly.